AAAUCAGUCGCUCCCUCCGACACACCCUCCGCACUGCUACCGCACGCCCUGCACGCCCUGCAACUGCAACGCCCUGCUUCUACAGCCUAUCUGCAGAGACGGACAGCUGGAUCAACGUGACCAAGAUGGCCAUUGCUGAGAAUUACGACGAGGUGCUCAAGGGCAAGUAUCCAGCCAAGGAGCAUGCGAAAAAGGUCAAGGAGUGGAUUUUGAGCAAGGGCGGGGACAAGAAUGGAACCAUCUACCUCGAGGCACAGAAGCAAAAGUUGAACGAGGACAAUGAUGGAGAGGCACCAUUCAGACAGCGACGAUACUUUUUCUACCUCAGCGGCUGCGAGCUCCCAGACUCGUACCUCAAGUACGAGAUGGCAACUGAGAAGCUGACGCUGUUCAUCCCCCCUGUAGAGCCUGACGAGGUCAUCUGGUCGGGUCUGCCCAUGAGCCCCGAGCAAGCCAAGGCCAAAUACGACAUUGACGAGUGCUUUACCACGAACCAAGUAAACUCGUACCUUGCCAACACAUCCGAGUCGCCACAGUCGACCAUCUAUGCCAUUCCAGAACAGGUAUCGGACCACAUUACCUUCAUUGCCUACAAGGAAAAGGAGUUCAAGCUACUGAAAACCGCCAUCGAGUACUGCCGAGUCAUCAAGACCGACUAUGAGAUUGCUCUCACCCGCAAGGCAAACGCCAUCUCCACAGCAGCUCACGAGGCGGUCAUGAAGGCUGCGUCCAAGGCGCAGAACGAAUGCGAACUCGAGGCUGUCUUCCUCAAGGCGUGUGUUGAGCGCAACGCAAAGAACCAGGCCUACCACUCUAUUGUUGCCGCAGGCGAGCACGCAGCAACACUGCACUAUGUCCACAAUGCAGCCCCAAUCGCAGACCAGAACCUGUUGCUGCUGGAUGCCGGCUGUGAGGUUGACUGCUAUGCAUCGGAUAUUACCCGUACAUUCCCCAUCAAAGGCACAUUCACAGACGAGUCUUUGGCCAUCUACAAGAUUGUGCUAGACAUGCAAAAACAAUGCAUUGACGCACUCAAGGAGGGCGUCGUCUGGGACCACAUCCACGAGCUUGCCCACAAGAUUGCCAUCAAGGGGCUUUUGUCUCUUGGUAUCUUGAAGGGAGAUGCCGAAGAGCUGUUCAACAAGAGGAUCAGUGUGGCAUUCUUUCCGCACGGUCUGGGUCACUACCUGGGAAUGGACACUCAUGACACGGGCGGCAACGCAAACUAUGCCGACAAGGAUGUCAUGUUCCGGUACCUCAGGGUAAGGGGCGCUCUGCCCGAGCGUAGUAUUAUUACUGUUGAGCCUGGAAUCUACUUUUGCAGGUUCAUCAUUGAGCCGUAUCUCAAGGACGAGGAGAAGAAGAAGUACAUUGACGAGAGUGUGCUGGACAAGUACUGGACUGUUGGAGGUGUUCGGAUUGAGGACAAUGUGCUGAUUACCAAGGAUGGGAUUGAGAACCUGACACCGACGCCGAAGGAGGUUGACGAAAUUACUCAGCUAGUCAAGUCUGCAUAGACGUAUUGAAGUUGGGUGUUGCCGACUGUACUUGGUUGAAGAAUAAGAUGUUCCAAACACAGUCCGUGUAACCUCUACGAGCAAUUGAUGAGGC
Exserohilum turcica Et28A is the source of this 1611-nucleotide messenger RNA. RefSeq lists its product as uncharacterized. The record is from RefSeq and is a predicted model, not a curated record. The coding region runs from base 126 to 1517 and encodes 463 amino acids. Gene Ontology annotation, molecular function: metalloaminopeptidase activity; manganese ion binding. NCBI's taxonomy places the organism in Eukaryota, Fungi, Ascomycota, Dothideomycetes, Pleosporales, Pleosporaceae. The transcript has 3 exons.